AUGAUAACCGACACGAAUAAGCGUAUCUGGCGAGCCUCAUCUACAGCCUCGGAUUCGGGAUCCACGGCCAACGCCGAAAACGAAACCGUUGGCAGGGAGGGCGAAAAGGCGCUGCUCUUGCAGGUGCUAGAGGAGUUGAAGGAUCUUAAGAACGCAUCGACUAAACAACAGGACCUGAUUUACAAGUUGGAGCGAGAGGUAGUGGAAACGAAGGAGGAGCUGAAACGAGUAACAAAACAGCUGGAGACUACGACGCGCAACGCGAUCACACCUCCAUUCACCGGAAAUAGCCAAGCAUCGUACGCUGACGUGCUACGCACUCCGCCAGACAGUCCAAAGUCCACCGAAGUUCCCACGUCGCCCCACGUAUCGGGGGCACUUUUCUGCACUAUUGAUGUUUCCCGGGUGCCAGUCGAGGAGAGUAACCGUGCCACGCCCGGUGGGAUUCGUACCGCUGUCGAAAACGAAGUUCACGUGGAGAAGGAAUCGCCAACCUGGCGAUGCCGGGCCGUCACGAGAGACGUCAAAGCCCCUCACCGCAUCAGAAUCGUAUGCCGAGACGAAGAAGAACAUAGUAUGAUCAAAGGUAUCGCGGAAAAGAAAUUGCCGCAGGGCGUUCGAGUUUUGAGGGACGAGUAUUACCCGAUUAAGGUCGAUGGGGUAAGCCGCUCCGAAGUGCUAGACGUUGGAGGCAAGGAAUUACCAGGACUAGGGGAAACCCUCAGCAGUGAGAAUGCCACAGAAGUCAUCAAAGCCGUUUGGCUGAGCGACAGAUCCCGUAAGGAACAUGGGCCGGUGGUUGUUUAUCUUAAAAAGGCAGUCGAGGCAGCCAGAUUCUUGCGCGAAGGGUAUUUUUACGCUGGAGGAUUAUCAGGUUCAACAUCUGUUUUCAAACGCCAACAACGGCCCAGCCAGUGUUACAAUUGUCAGGAACUAACGGACCACAAAGCUUUCCAAUGCAAGAAACCGCAGGUGUGUAGAAGGUGUGCCAAGGAGGGCCACCACCACAGCGUUUGCGCUGAGGCUAUUGCGAAAUGUCUCUUGUGCGGCGGUCCGCACGAAUCUUUCGGCGAAAACUGCAGGAGGCUUUACCCGUCUCACGAUGGCUCAGCCUCUACGGAUGAUCCAGCUUAA
Pochonia chlamydosporia 170 is the source of this 1134-nucleotide messenger RNA. Its product is annotated as reverse transcriptase. The coding region runs from base 1 to 1134 and encodes 377 amino acids. Gene Ontology annotation, molecular function: nucleic acid binding; zinc ion binding. The record is from RefSeq and is a predicted model, not a curated record. Lineage: Eukaryota; Fungi; Ascomycota; Sordariomycetes; Hypocreales; Clavicipitaceae. The transcript has 2 exons.